This is a messenger RNA of Penicillium psychrosexuale, 2052 nucleotides long. Its product is annotated as Zn(II)2Cys6 transcription factor. Gene Ontology annotation, cellular component: nucleus. Gene Ontology annotation, biological process: DNA-templated transcription; positive regulation of transcription from RNA polymerase II promoter by galactose. Gene Ontology annotation, molecular function: RNA polymerase II cis-regulatory region sequence-specific DNA binding; DNA-binding transcription factor activity, RNA polymerase II-specific; zinc ion binding. The record is from RefSeq and is a predicted model, not a curated record. Bases 1 to 2052 code for a protein of 683 amino acids. The transcript has 6 exons. NCBI's taxonomy places the organism in Eukaryota, Fungi, Ascomycota, Eurotiomycetes, Eurotiales, Aspergillaceae.
AUGUCUGAGGCAUCGGAUAAAGCUCAAACAGGUUGGCGAAUCCCUCGCGCAUGCCAAGAAUGCCGCAAACGUAAAAUCAAGUGCAAUGGCCUGACCCCGUGCAAAACUUGCCAACUGCGCAACACACCCUGUAUAUACAGAGACUAUAUUCGCCAUAGGCGAAAGAAACAUGAGAAUGAGGAAACCCCCGAGAGGAAUUCACCUCGUCAAGCUUCCCCAACUGGAGUGCCGCAGCGCACAGCCUCCGUCAUGAAUGACUUCCCGAAUAGCGUGUCUGCGACACAUAUGGCAUCACCGUCAUGUCGGAUGCAGCUAUACUAUGGCCCCACAUCUCAUUUCUCUCUCAUGCAGCAUAUCUAUCGGGAUCUCGUCUCCAAUCCUGCCUCCCAGCCUGAACCCUCUGGCGGAGUCGAGGAGGCUGGAGCUGGGUUGGAUUUGUUUAGCUUUCGUCGCAUUUUCUUCGGGACACCAGACUUUCAUGAAAACAAGUCCCUCGGGAAAGGAGAUUUGUCUAUGAUGUUCCUGCCGUACGACUUGGCUAAGCUUUUUCUGUCGCGAUUUCUCUCCAGCCUUUAUCAUCUGAUGCCACUUCGCCCAAAGAUAUAUUAUGAGCAAUGUCUGGACAAACUCUACAAUUCUUCGCCCACAGACCAUCUAGAUGCUUUCACCCAAGCGAUCCUUCUCCUUGCCAUGGCAAGCGCGGCACUUGGCACGGAUCAUUUUGCCUGGGGUGAUGUGCUGUUCGAGCGUGUCAAGGCUUCAUUAACCGCGUUUGAUGAUGUGACUGACAUACUUGGAUUUUACGCCAAUUACCAGAAUGAACAAGGUCGGCCCAACUCAGCGUUUUUAUAUUUGGGUUCUGCUUCUCGCAAGGCCUUAGCAGCAGGUCUACAUAAGGACGUUCCCCAUGAUGUUGAUCAAACCCCGGAAAAUAUUGAAGAACGACGGGUAACUUUCUGGUCUCUUUACAUCUACGAAACCUGGUUCUGCUUUCACGUGGGACGUCCUAGCUCCAUCUCUCUUAAAGAUGUCGCAAUAGAGUAUCCGCAGGAUCCGUUUAUUCGAUUGUUGGUGCAGCUUUGCAAGACCAUCACUCGUUCUGUUACUGAGAUAUACGGCCAGCGGCAUGAGUCUCUUCUGCACAUGUGGAGAGUCGCUCGGUCCAUUGCGGAUGACAUUCGUGGUCAUGAAGCACAUCUACAACAAGCUUUGGGUCUUGGUCUUGAUAGUAGCAUCCAGGCGGGAUCCAUUGGGGUUCGACAAACAAUAUUCAUUACUUUAUACUAUCAUACUCUACUUCUUACAUUUCGCCCGUUCUUGAUAUUCCGCGGCCAUUGGCAGCGCGAGAGGAAUAUCGCACUCAACCAGUCUAGCGCCCAUGUCACAAAUUACCCCAGAGAAACACCUUCUUGGCUCAACGAAGCCUGCAACCAUGCCAUCACUGCUGCCCAAAAAACACUCCAUCACUUAUGUGAAGCUUCAAGACUCAAUAAUCUUGUUCUGGAAUUACGAUACCAUGGGUACUUUUUCGGUAAUUCGGUAUUUACUCUCAUCUAUGAGUUCAUUCACAACCCGAAUGUCGCGCCUGUCUACCUGCCAUGGGUUUAUGCUUCAAUGCAAAUUUUGUCAACUAUGCGAGCUGGUGACCCGAUCGCAAGCACAAUUGCAGCCAUGCAGACUGUACUUCGCAAUAUCAACCCAUCGUACGAAUGGGUACCUCUAUUAGCAACAACUGGGGAUAACAUUGCGCUCCCAGGAGGGACAGCCAUACAGCAAGGCCUCACCUCCGACGGCAGGCAUCGAUUACUGCCCAAAAACCCCGUAAUUCCUCAGAACCCGUCAAUAGGAAUGCGGCCUGGCAUAUCAAAUUCUCCUUGGAAUCUCCCACAGGUGGAAACCUUGGAAAAUCCGGCAACCGGAGGCUCUGCGGGCUCCGGGGAAGACUUGCUUGAUUUUACUCAAUCUGACAUGGGCUGGGAUUUCGAUUUCUCCACCAUGGACCUGGACGCGUUCUUUUCGGUUUAUCAGUCAAAUUCUGGCCCAGUCCUCUGA